AGAGCUACUUUUGUUCUCUGAUGGUGCGCUUCUGCUGCUUUAGUGAACGUGGUCUCCGUACGUUAGCGAGAACCUGGGUGCCCCGACAGUCAUAAGCUGAUAGUGAUGAGAAGUACGUGAAGAGUGGAAGGAAACAAAGCCCGCAGCAAUGGACGCUAAGGUUUACACAUCAAAAGCCAACCCCAAGGCGACGGCAAACCCUGUCUCAAAGCUCUUCGUGUGGUGGAUGCGGGAGCUCGUGUGGAAGGGGGACCUUACAGAAGACGACCUGGUCGUCCGCCUCGACUGCGACGCCACGGAGCAUCUGGGAGACAGGCUGCAGAAGUCAUGGGAUGAAGAACUUACACGGGCCAAAGAGAAGGGCAGCAGACCCAGUUUAGCGAGAGCUAUUGUAAGGACAUUCUGGUUGCGCUAUUUUACCUACGGAGUCCUAUACCUUUUCGACCAAGUCAUCCUCAGAGUCGCGCAGCCGUUGCUCCUGGGGAUGGUUAUUCAAUACUUCAGCCCAGACAGCGACAUUUCGCAGCAGGAAGCCUACCUAUACGCCAGCCUGAUGGUGGUCAUCAACUUCGUGAUGAUGUUCUGCCAGCACCACUACAACAUGCUGACCACCUACGUCGGCAUGAGAGUCAGGGUUGCCUGCUGCUCUCUCAUUUACAGAAAGGUGCUGCGCAUCAACAAGCAGUCGAUGGACGCCACUGCCACCGGCCAGGUGAUCAACCUGAUGUCCAACGACGUGGCGCGCUUCGACGUGGCGUCGAUAUACGGCAACUUCCUUUGGCUGAGCUUCCUGCAGCUGGCACUCGUCACUUACUGCUUGUACCGCUACGUGUCCUGGGCUGCCUUCGCCGGCGUCGUCUACGUCGUUCUCAUGACAGUGCCGCCACAGACGUACAUGGGGAGACUGUCAGCGCGGUUCCGCAAGCGAGUGGCCGUCCGCACUGACGAGAGGAUGCGCAUGAUGAACGAGCUGGUGCAGGGCAUACAGGUGGUCAAGAUGUACGCCUGGGAGAGGCCCUUCGCCAAGCUAGUGGCCACGGCCAGGAAGUCUGAAGUGCACAAGCUGUUACACGCAGCCUACCUCAGAAGCUUUCUUUUGGCAUCGGCCGUCUUCAUAGAGAGGUCCUCUCUCCUCGUCACAUUACUGGCAUACUUCUUGGGUGGCAAAAUUGCAGGUCCUGAUCAGAUAUUCGCAAUGGCUCGUUUCUACAAUGUCCUCAACGCUUCCUUAGCCAUUAUGUUUCCCAUGGGCAUUGCAACAGUACAAGAGGCCCGAAUUUCUGUCCGCCGUAUCGAGGAGUUCCUGUUGAAGCCCGAGUCCACAACCGAGGCCGCCAGCGUAGGAGGAGCACGCGGGGACGUCUCCUUGCAGCACGUGACCGCCACGUGGGACGCCGCGAGUCCCGCUCUGGCCGCCAUAAACCUCAACGUCCCCGCCGGCAAGCUCUGUGCGAUUGUGGGCCCCGUUGGUUGCGGAAAGAGUUCCCUGUUGUACCUGCUGAUAAAUGAGCUAUCUCCGUCGUCUGGAAACCUAAGGAUUGGUGGAAAAGUGUCGUACGCGAGCCAGGAGCCGUGGAUAUUCGUGGGCUCCGUACGGCAGAACAUCCUGUUCGGACAGCCGUACGACCGAAAGAAGUACCAGCGCGUGGUGGAGGUGUGCGCCCUGUCCAGGGACUUUGAGCUGCUGCCGUACGGCGACCAGACGCUGGUGGGUGAGAAGGGCAUCACCCUCAGCGGCGGACAGAGGGCCAGGGUCAGCCUCGCCAGAGCAGUUUAUCGUGAAGCGGAUAUUUACUUGCUUGAUGAUCCCUUAUCUGCGGUCGAUACUCAUGUUGGGAAGCACCUCUUUGAUGAAUGCAUCGCCUCCUACCUGGGAGGCAAGACCAGAAUCCUGGUAACUCACCAGCUCCAGUACGUGCAGGGAGCUGACAACAUCGUGGUGCUCAACAAGGGAAGGAUAGAGCAGCAGGGCAGCUUCGGCGAGAUCCUCCAGAGCGGAGUCAGCUUCUCAAAGCUGCUGAGCAGUUCGGAGGAGGACGGAGGCACGGAUCCAGCGAGUAUGAGGCGCACGGAGAGCACUCGAAGGUCAUCGCUGGCACACGAAAACAAUUUUAAUCGUUCGAUGACUGUUGGAUCUGAGAGGAGUAACAUGAUCACCUACGAGAGAAACACUUCAAAUUCGUCUAAAGUGAACGUGAUUGCUGAAGAGACUGGAAAGCUGCACAGAGAUCCCGCAGAGCAGGACAACAGCGAGAAGGUGCUGGACGCGAAGUUCAGGUGGUCCACCAUCUGGCAGUACUACGGCGCCGCCGGGGGCGUGGGCCCGCUGCUCUCUGUGGUCGCCCUGCUGCUCAUAGCGCAGGUCAUCACCAGCGGCUCCGAUUACGUCGUAACCUACUGGUCUAGUACGGAGGUACUGAGGACGUCCCUGCAGAAGCAGGUGGAAGCCGGCGGCGGCAGCAACCAGACGCUCUCUGAAGAACUGGCGUCGCUGCCGCCCAGCGAGUUCUUCCUGGCGCUGUACGGCGGCCUCGUGCUGGGCUGCAUCCUGCUCAACCAGAUCCGGUCCGUUGCAUUUUUCAUCCUGUCCAUGCGAGCAUCUCGCAGCCUGCACAACACCAUGUUCAACUCCGUACUGAGAGGAGCUAUGCGCUUCUUCGACACGAAUCCUUCUGGCAGAAUACUCAAUAGGUUUUCUAAGGACAUCGGAUCCAUCGAUGAACUGUUACCACAGUUCGUUAUCGUGAUGAUUCAGAUCUACCUUGUGCUCUGCGGAAUUUUGGCCAUGGUCCUAGUGGUGAACUACGUCCUCAUCAUACCCAUGGUCAUAGUGGGUGGAGUAUUCAUUUUUGUGGCUAGACUUUUCAUGUCUACUGGGAGAAGUGUGAAGAGACUUGAAGGCAUCCGUAGAAGUCCCGUAUUUUCUCAUCUCUCCGACACGCUCAACGGAUUGGCAACAAUAAGAGCAUCAAGUAUCCAAGAUGUAGUUAGGAAGGAAUUCGAUGGGCACCAGGACCGCCACACGUCAGCGUGGUUUCUGUAUGUAACGAACGCAUCUGCACUCGGCAUAUGGUUGGACUUACUUAGUAGCAUUUUCGCUACUAUCGUCACCUUCAGCUUCUUCCUCCUGUCAGAAGGGUCCUUUGGCGGCUCCGGCGUGGGACUGGCUAUUUCGCAGUCUCUCGUUCUGACCAGCAUGCUCCAGCACGGCAUACUCCAGAUGACUGAGGUUGUCAGCCAGAUCACGUCAGUGGAGAGGGUGCUCGAGUACACCAGAAUUCCGCCUGAAGCUGCUCUGGAGUCUCCACCAGACAAGAAACCACCUGCAACAUGGCCACAGCGAGGGCAGGUCAUCUUCCAAAACAUUUAUCUCAAGUACAGCCAGACGGAUCCUCCAGUUCUCAAGAACCUUAAUUUCACCAUUGAAGCUACACAUAAGGUUGGCAUUGUUGGCCGCACGGGCGCAGGGAAGUCGUCGCUUAUAUCCGCCCUGUUCCGGCUGGCCCCACUAGAGGGGGCGAUCCUGGUCGACGGCGUGGACACCGGCACGCUGGGCCUUCACGACCUGCGGAAGCGCAUCUCCAUCAUCCCGCAGGAGCCCGUGCUCUUCUCGGAGACUCUCCGCUUCAACCUGGACCCGUUCUCGGAGUUUGACGAUGCGAUGUUGUGGAACGCCCUUGAGGAGGUGGAGCUCAAGUCCGGCAUACAGACGCUGGACUUCCAGGUGACGGAGGGCGGCAGCAACUUCAGCGUGGGCCAGAGGCAGCUGCUGUGCCUGGCGAGGGCCAUACUCAGGAACAACAGGAUCCUGGUGCUCGACGAGGCCACCGCCAACGUCGACCCAGAGACUGAUGCUCUCAUUCAGGCUACAAUCCGCAGGAAGUUCAAACACUGUACAGUGCUGACGAUAGCCCACAGACUUAACACCAUUAUGGAUUCUGACAAAGUCCUCGUAAUGGAGGCAGGGACUAUGGUGGAAUACGAUCACCCUCACAUUUUGUUGCAAAAUCCAAGUGGUUUUCUGUCAAAGCUUGUAGAAGAGACGGGCACUGCAAUGGCGGAACAGUUAAAAAAUGUUGCUAAAGAGAGCUACGCUGAGUUAACUGCUACAACAGAAGAAACAAAGAAUGAGCAGAUUACAAAACUUUGAAGUUCCGUCAGCGUGCCUCAUCGUAACUACAGUGCCUUGCUGGGGGAGCUGAAGCAAAAGCAUUUCUCAGUGUAAAUGUUCUUGUAAGCAACUGUGAUAUUAGUGAAUGAGAAACAAUACUAGUUAUUACUUGUUACAGACAGUGAGUCAUGCCGAUAACGUCCUAACCAAUAACCAACGUUUGCAUGAAAGAAAGUAAUAAAUAAAGAAUUCUCAGAAAUGGCUGUGACAUAUGUUGUUUUCAUGCAACUUAUAAAAUGUGCUUUCUGUAAGCGAUGCGUCUAUGUGUGGAUUGACACUGCGACCAAAAGUUCUAUAAUUGUAACUGAGUUCUGACAAUGGGUUCACCUAUUUCACGUGUUAAACACACAAACUUCCGUCUGAGAAUUAUUUCUUUCUUCGCUAUUUAGUAACUAAUUGCAUUAUCUUUCUUGUUUCACAAAAAAAGUUACCAAGAACGUACACACAUACUGCACACCCGCUUAAAUUUACAGUGUUCUUAACUAUUUAUUUUUCAACACUAUAAAUGCUUUGUUAUUGUUAUCACUUCAGCCACUACUAAUCGUGUCACAGAGAAUGGUAGGAAUGGAGAGUGGCUGGAGUUUGUGUGUGUGUGUGUGUGUGUGUGUAACCCUUAACAAAUUUUAAACAUAUUACUAACAAAACAGAAUUGAAUAAAUCAGAUUGCAUGAGUAAAGGUAAAGCACAAGGAAACUGAUCAUUACUUAAUCUACAAGUACAUAUUAAUUUAAUUUCUAGUACACGUAGACAGCGUAAGUGGGCUGCUCCUGUGUUGGCAGCGCUGUGUAGCACUUUGCAUUGGACCUCUGACGGCGCUUUCUUUGUAAGAGACUCUGUGGCUGGUCGGACUCGUUGUUGGAAGUUAAUCGCCAGUAGUGUUGGGUAGUUGGAAGUUAGUCGCCAGAAGUGAUGGAAGUACUGUUGGGCAGUUGAAGGUGAACAGCCAGCAGUGAUGGAUGUUAAAUGUGAGAUGUUAGCAUUGAGGGAGGGUAGAGGUCUGAAGUGUUAGCGCAGGCUAACGAUCUGGAAGUAUCCGACUUGGAGAUUGGAAAUUAUUCAUGGUUCUGUAUCCUUGUACUGGAUGUCAAUGACGAUUUAUAUUCGUGUUUGGACUGGAUGUCACAUUAUUAAAGUAAAAAAUACAUUA
Molecule: messenger RNA, 5318 nt
Organism: Schistocerca gregaria
Lineage: Eukaryota; Metazoa; Arthropoda; Insecta; Orthoptera; Acrididae
Product: ATP-binding cassette sub-family C member 4-like
Exons: 25
Coding region: 149-4150 (1333 amino acids)
Biological process (GO): transmembrane transport
Cellular component (GO): membrane
Molecular function (GO): ATP hydrolysis activity; ATP binding; ABC-type transporter activity
Source: RefSeq, a predicted model, not a curated record